Messenger RNA from Sinocyclocheilus rhinocerous, 2950 nucleotides. Its product is annotated as mitogen-activated protein kinase kinase kinase 11-like. The transcript is spliced from 6 exons. NCBI's taxonomy places the organism in Eukaryota, Metazoa, Chordata, Actinopteri, Cypriniformes, Cyprinidae. The record is from RefSeq and is a predicted model, not a curated record. The annotation marks the transcript as partial.
GAGCUGCGGUGUCGCGAGGAGGAGCUGAAGCGCGCGGCACUGGAGCAGAAGUCUCACGAGGAGUUCCUGCGUCAGCGCGAGCAGCAGUUAGCACAGUGGGAGCAAGACGUGUUCGAGCGCGAGCUAUCGCUGCUCAUCCUGCACCUCAACCAGAACCAGAAACCCAACGUCAAGAAGCGCAAGGGAACCUUCAAGAAGCACAAGCUGAAGGUGAAGAACGGAGAGAAGAUCAGCAUGCCGCAGGCUGAAGGUGACGGAGAGAAGAUCAGCAUGCCGCAGGAUUUUAUCCAUAAGAUCACGGUCCAGGCGUCUCCGUGUUUGGAGAAGAGGCGUAACUCUCCGGAUCUGGGCUCGCCGUCCAUCGGUCCGCGCUUCCGAGCGAUACAGCUGAGUCCCAGUGAGAGUAAGUGGAGCUCGGUUUGGCCGCUGGAGUCUCUUCCUCUCAAGCAGACCAACGGCGAGAGGAGAUUCGCUCCUCAUCUGAGCCCCAAAAGCCCCAAGAGUCCAAAGAUCCUCCGUCUGAGCGCGCAGGAGAACAGUCUGUCGAUGAGAGCCAAACUCCUGGAGGUGGACAGUAACGAGAACGAGGACUCCAAAGCUGAUUUUGAGGAGUACAGACCCAUCACACCAGAGUCCAGCCACAACGAGGGCUCAGAGAGUGAGGAAGGCGGCUUGUCCCCGUGCAGUUCUCCCAAACCGGAUCACUCCGGGCUGGUCUGUCUGGGAAAGAGCACACACCGUGCUCUGCUUGGCAGCACCGCCCUGCUGGCGUCCGUGGCUCUGGGUCGCUGUCUGGAGCCGCAGCACCCGCCCACACCGCCUCCACGGGCCUCGUCACGGACGCACCUGCCCACACUGGAGCCGGAGCCGGAGGUGGGAGAUCUGAUCACGUUCAGCAUGGACUCACUGCCGCGAGGCUUUCUGGACUUGCUGAAGCCGCCGGAGAUCAAGCCGCUGCUGCUCACGCCGCCGCCACCCAACCCGCGGGACAGAGAGCGGCCGGGGCGCAGGACGGCUUCGGACUGGAGCGCACACGCCAACGGAGACGCCGAGGUGCCGCAGCAGAGCGGAGAGCGCAGGAGGAGGUCCAGCUACGGACUGAACUCAUCACAGCUCAUGUUGGAUCUUCCACUGUGUCAGGACACGUUUGAGGCCGAGGACAAGUCUCUGCUGCCGUUCGCCCUGUAUCCACACCCCCGAUUGUGGAGCCCUAAAACGCGGCGUCUGGAGGUCAACAUCGUCCCUCGGCCGCGACCGUCCCCUAACCGGCCCCGCAUCGACCCGUGGAGCUUUGUAUCGGCCGGUGUGACGGACAGACUGGGCGCCAAGAAAACCGUCAGCAGUCCCACGAGCCCUCGACUGGGGUACCAGCCCUCGCCAACAAACCCCUUCACAAACUGUGACCUCUUCCCUUCCCCGGACUGCGAUCCCUUUAAUCUGAAGGUCGACCCUUCCAUGAACUCGGACCACGCCUCGACCUUUGACCCCUUCUCAGCCCCCUUCCACACCUCGCGCUCGGCGCCCUGCUCCACCAACGGCAGUCCCAAUCUGUCGCUCAGGGUGGCGCCGCUGAACCCGGCCGACUCUCCGCUCAUAGACCUGGGCUGGAUGGGCGGCACCAAAGAGAGGGUCCAUCCUCACCGGAGCAUCGGCCUCAGUCCGUUCAGAUCACCAGCUCCGCUCAGAGACGACAGGUUCUGAACACUGUCCCGCAAACGAGGGUCCAUGCCAAUUCUGGGAAACAAAACCAAGGAGAUUUCCAUUUGACCCGAUACUGCUGAUGUGUUGAUGGGUUCUGAAUGCUCAUUCAGUGGCGUGACUCCUGUCAGGAGUCACAAAACCUCAGUGUCUUCCUCUCUUGAUUGGUUGGUCUUCCUGUCUUUCAGCACUGUCUCAGGGUCUUAGCGGCCUCUAGUUGCGCUUAAGUAGAUCCGCACUCGUUGCAUCGCUUUAUCUGGUCUCAAAUGUGAUGUAGUUAUUGUCAUAUGAUUUCAAAAUGAUUCCUUGUUUCAGCCCACAUUCGUCUCUGAAGGCGACAAAAGUUGCGUUUCAUAAUCCACGUCACGCGUCCCCGAAUGAGUCGAGAAACGUUCUGCUGACCUCGCUGGUGGCGUUCGAGUUGAGUCAGAGAUUAUGGGGAUGUAUCAGCUGACAGAAGUAGAAAUACAGAUCAGCCUGAGAUUAUGAAAUCACAAAAUCAUUUUUUUUAGAUACCAUCGUGUUGGCUCGCUAAAUGUUGGACUAAAGCGCGUCAGGUAGAGUUUUAGUCCAAAGCAAUGCGUAAACCUCAAAUCACUUUCAUCAUCAGUAGUUCUGUCUGGUUUUCCAGUAAAAUAAUAUUUAAAUAGUCUUGAAUUCAGAUGCAUUGAGAGGAAAUCCAUUUUAUAUAUUUCUCAAACUUCACUAAAUUUUGUUAAUGGCUAAAACAUUUUGGCAUUGCGACGAGACUUGUGUUUUUCAGUGUAGGUGCUUUUGACAAAAGUUCAUCCAGUUGAUUUUAGGUUGGAUUUCCAGUACAUAAUAUCUAAAUAUUCAAAAGUCAAAAUACAUUUACUAGAGAUGCAAACUGAAAAGUCUUGUUUUCCGAUGAAAAUGAGUUUAUACUUAAAGCAAGAAAGAAAUCUGUUCAUGGGGUAAGAAAACUGAACUUAAUUCAAAGGGGAAACAAGUUUAUAUUUAUUCCUCCAAAGUUUCUUCCUUGUUUUAAGCAGCAAAUUCAAUUCAUAUCGAUCAUUUUUAUCGGAAAACAAGAUCUCGGAAGAUAUCGGAAAACAAGACUUGACGGUGAAACUCUUUCUGCAUAAGGAAGCUCAUUUCCGCCACGGAAUAAAAAGGUCAUUGUAACAAUCUCAUAAUUAAUGUCUCGCAAUUCUGAGGUUAUAUCUGAGUUAAAGUCUCAACUGUGAGUUAUAAACGUAGAAUUGUCCGAAAAAUGUAAAAAUUGCAGGAU